Molecule: messenger RNA, 3147 nt
Organism: Sporothrix brasiliensis 5110
Lineage: Eukaryota; Fungi; Ascomycota; Sordariomycetes; Ophiostomatales; Ophiostomataceae
Product: DNA polymerase theta subunit
Exons: 5
Coding region: 1-3147 (1048 amino acids)
Molecular function (GO): nucleic acid binding; ATP binding
Source: RefSeq, a predicted model, not a curated record
AUGGCGGGCAACCAUUACGGCGUAUGGCACCAGACGUCCGAACAGGCUGUUCGCCGGCAGCAGACGUCCUCCUACGGGACGACAUUUACGACCGCGUCGGCCACGACGACCUUUGCCGCUGGAAUCAAGCGCCGCCGAAAUGACGAGAUCAACAGCAGCCAUGCCAGCGACUCAGGUACGGUGAACCACCCUGGCUCCGUGGCCAUGCCACCACCACCACCUGCACUACGUGGGCCUCUGCAACCGCCCGGCCAAUCCCCAUCGGCCAAGAAGCAACCGCCCGUGAUGUCGCUCCCGAUGAUGCCAUCGCGCCUGACCGCCGGUACCGUUGUUGAUGCCGUUGAUGCCGUUGAUGCCAGCACAGAGUCGCCCUCUGCAAAGCCGACACGGACACCCACGCCGGCACCGUCCUGGCUGCUCCACGGCACGACCGAGUACUCACAACGGCGCGUGCUGCGUGCCACGCCGUCGGCCGCACAGGAUCCGAUGCUGUCGCUCUCCCACGCUUGCUACGGCCUGCCUCCCCAAGUCGUCGCCAAUUUGGCCGGCAUGGGCAUCCGCUCCGUCUACCCAUGGCAAAAGCAGUGUCUGCUCGGGGGCAGCGAUGGUGGGAGGGAAGGCCGGGGUGAGCUGCUGGACGGAACACGCAGCCUGGUCUAUGCAGCGCCAACGGGUGGCGGCAAGUCGCUCGUGGCCGAUGUCCUCAUGCUGCGCCGCGUCUUGACCUCUGUUGACGGCGAAACAACGCCGCCCAUGUCGAUUGGCCCGCUGGGGCGAGGCCCGGGGCGAGGCCCGGGGCGAGCCAAUCGGCCCAAGGCGUUACUCGUUCUUCCAUUUGUUGCAUUGGUGCAGGAAAAGGUACGAUGGCUGCGGCGGGUGGUCCAGGGCGUCUCCUUUCAAGGCGACAGCCUGCGCGUUGUCGGCUUCUUUGGCGGCGCAAAGAUCCGUGCGCUCUGGGCCGACUUUGACAUUGGCGUCGCGACCAUCGAAAAGGCCAACGCUCUCAUCAACACAGCCAUCGACGACUGCACCAUCGGCGACCUCAAGGUUGUUGUGCUUGACGAACUGCACAUGAUCGACGACGCUCACCGCGGAUACCUGCUCGAGCUGCUGGCGACGAAGCUGCUGUGUCUGGAGCACAGUGUCCAGAUUGUCGGCAUGAGCGCGACGUUGAAUAACAUCGAGCUGCUUGCCCAGUGGCUUGGGGCCUUCUCGUACCAGACCAAAUACCGGCCUGUCCCGAUUGAAGAGCAUCUCGUGUACGACGGAUGCAUCUACUCGGCCGAGGCUACUCUGGCCCAGACAGCCGAUGGAAAUGGCAGCUUCAGCGCAUCACAGGAAAUCAAAGACAUCAAGCUUCCUUUGACAGCCCCACUGCGGAGGAUCCUUCCUGCCGAGCACAAAUCCCUGAACGAUCCCGUCACCAACGCGGUAGUUGCCCUCGCAAACGAAACGGCCCGCGCUGGCUAUGGAGCGCUCAUUUUUGCCAGCAGCCGCGCUGCCUCCGAGUCUGACGCCCUGCUGAUCAGCCGCGUUCUGCCGGCCACACUAGAGGAGCUGGGACCGGAUGUGUGGGGGGCCCGCCUCGACCUUCUCGGCGAGCUGCAGGCCGUAAUGGCCGGCGGCGGCGUCGACACCAACCUCAGCCAGACGAUUCUUGCGGGUGUCGGUUUCCACCACGCUGGCAUGACCACGGAGGAGCGUGACCUCGUGGCCCAUGCCUACGAUAUGGGUGUGCUGAAGGUUAUUGUUGCAACAUGCGGCCUCGCCGCCGGCAUCAACCUCCCGGCGCGCCGCGUCAUCCUGCACAAUGCCCGCAUGGGCCGGGAGCUCGUCGGGCCGGCCAUGCUCCGGCAGAUGCGGGGCCGUGCUGGACGCAAGGGCAAAGACGAGCUCGGCGAGACAUAUCUGUGCUGUCGAAGCGCCGACGUGGACGACGUAGUCGAUCUCAUGCAGGCUGAGCUGCCACACGUGUCGAGCUGUCUCGCGGGAGACGACGCCGACGCCGACGAGCCGGCGAAUAAGAAGCUGAAGAAGGACGAACCAGGGCCGGCCCACACAAUGGCAAACAAGAGGCGGCUGCAGCGGGCGCUCCUGGAGGUAAUUGCUGUACGGUUGGCUACGAGCCGUGAGUCCCUCGCGUCGUACGUGCGCAAGACUCUGCUCUUCCGUGCUUUAAUGAGUGAGUCGGGCGGGUGUAGGGAAAGCAGCAGCGAGGACGACCCAGACCUGCCGGCCAGUCUUGAGGCGGACGUCGCGUCCAGCCUGGCGGCUCUGCAAGCCACUGGCUUUGUCGAGAUGGACGAGUUUGACAACUUCCAGCCCAGUCGCCUUGGCAAGGCAGUCGUGGCCUCGGCGCUCGAUCCGGCCGACGCCGUCUUCAUCCACGGCGAGCUCCAACGCGCCCUCCAGGCGUUCGUCCUCGACGGCGAGAUGCACGUUCUGUACACCUUUACGCCCGUGCACGACGCUGGGAGCGGCAGCAUCGAUUGGCGGCGGUUCUGGACCGAGAUGGAAGGGCUCGACGAGAGCGGGCUGCGGGUGCUGCGGUUCUUGGGCCUCAAGCCGAGCGUGAUCAGCAAGAUGCAGCACGGUGGCACGCUCAAGGAGACGACAGCCGCGGACAAGGCGACGGCGCGCAUCUACCGGCGGUUCUACCUGGCGCUGCAGCUGCGCGAUCUCUGCAACGAGAUGCCAGUGCAUCGCGUGGCGCAAAAGUACAACACGCCGCGUGGUGCGGUGCAGACGUUGGCACAGACCUGUGAAGGGUUUGCCGCCGGCAUGAUCAAGUUUUGCGAGCACAUGGGAUGGGGUGCCAUGUCUUCUGUGCUGGAACACUUUGUCGACCGACUCAAAGCGGGCGCCAAAGCGGACCUGCUGGCCCUGGCUCGCAUUGCCUUUGUUAAGAGCCGGACAGCACGCGUCUUUUGGGAGAACGGGUUCAAGACCGUGGCAGCGGUGGCCAAUGCAGACCCGCAGGACUUGCUGCCCGUACUCUUGCAGGCACAGGCGAGUAAAGCGCGGCUCGGCGGUGACCGUAACGAAGUCAAGUUCAAGGAGAAGCUGCUUGAGAAGGCACAUAUCAUCACCGAGUCAGCCAACCGAAUAUGGCAACUCGAAAUGCAGAGAGACCUUGAUGAGGAAUAA